Messenger RNA from Emys orbicularis (European pond turtle), 690 nucleotides. Its product is annotated as kallikrein-13-like. Gene Ontology annotation, molecular function: serine-type endopeptidase activity. Lineage: Eukaryota; Metazoa; Chordata; Testudines; Emydidae. The record is from RefSeq and is a predicted model, not a curated record. The transcript has 5 exons. Gene Ontology annotation, biological process: proteolysis. The coding region runs from base 1 to 690 and encodes 229 amino acids.
AUGGCUGAGAAGACAGAUGAAGGCUACAGCAGGAUGGCGAUCUCUUGUUUUCCUGGCGUUUGGAUGAAGACCCUCAUCCUGCCAAGCACUGUGUGGACACUGGUGUGGAACGGCAUUUCCACACAGGGUGCUCAGGAACCCUCAGACUCAGAGGGAGACCGGAUCAUUGUGGGGAGAACCUGCCUCUUCAGCUUGCGGCCCUACCAGGUGGCUCUCCUGAGGAACGGCCGUGUCACCUGUGGCAGAAGCCUGAUAGACCCAAAGUGGGUGCUAACUGCUACGCACUGCGGCAGACGAGGGAUCAGGAAAAUGAAUGAGGCCAGAUCCCAGCGGGGGUCAAUGGGCCGUAGCUCCAUUGGAGUCAAUGGGGCCAGAUCCCAGCUCGGGUCAAUCAGCCGGCUGUUCACGGCUAUUCUGCAGUGUGCAGAUCUCUAUAGCAUCAGCCAGGCCAGGUGCCGGGACAUUUACCAGGGCAGGAUCACGGAGAACAUGUUCUGCGCUAUCGUGGAACAGGACAGCAUAGGCACAUGCCAGGGCGAUUCAGGAGGCCCACUGGUCUGCAACGGGCAGCUGCAGGGCGUGGUCUCCUGGGGGAAGUCUGUCUGUGCCCUGCCAGGACAGCCCAUUGUCUGCAAAGCUGCCCAGUGGGUGAGGAGCACCAUAAGGAGGAAGUGCGCCAGAUCAGACUGA